Messenger RNA from Trichoderma atroviride IMI 206040, 1932 nucleotides. RefSeq lists its product as uncharacterized. The record is from RefSeq and is a predicted model, not a curated record. Gene Ontology annotation, biological process: pyruvate decarboxylation to acetyl-CoA. NCBI's taxonomy places the organism in Eukaryota, Fungi, Ascomycota, Sordariomycetes, Hypocreales, Hypocreaceae. Gene Ontology annotation, molecular function: dihydrolipoyllysine-residue acetyltransferase activity.
AUGCUCAGCGCCGCUCUUCGGAGGCGUGUCCUCGCGCCUACUCACCAGGCCCUGCGAUCUGGCUUCGCCGCCCACGUCGUUCGCUACUAUGCCUCCUUCCCUAGCCACCAGGUGAUCAAGAUGCCUGCUCUGUCGCCCACAAUGCAGGCCGGCAACAUUGGAGCCUGGCAGAAGAAGCCCGGCGACACCAUCAGCCCUGGUGAGGUUCUGGUCGAGAUCGAGACGGACAAGGCCCAGAUGGACUUUGAGUUCCAGGAAGAGGGUGUUAUUGCCAAGGUCCUCAAGGAUGCUGGCGAGAAGGAUGUUCCUAUUGGCACCCCCAUUGCUAUCCUGGUCGACGAGGGAACCGACAUCGCCGCUUUCGAGAAGUUCUCCAUCGAGGACGCUGGCGGCGCUGCCCAGCCCGCUGAGCCCAAGAAGGACUCUGAGCCUGCCCCUCAGUCUACCCCCGCCUCUGCCCCUCAGUCUUCCUCUGCCCCUGAGCAGUACUCUUCACAGGGCAGAAUCCAGAGCGCUCUCGACCGUGAGCCCAACGCUCUCCCCGCUGCUGUCCGUCUUGCCCGAUCCAAGGGCAUCAGCCUUGAUGGCGUCAAGGGAACCGGCAAGGGUGGCAAGAUCACCGAGGAGGACGUCAAGAAGCUGGUUUCCAGCCCUGCUGUGUCUGCCCCCGGCGCUACCUUUGAGGACACUCCCAUCAGCGGAAUGCGAAAGACCAUUGCCAACAGACUGCAAGAGUCUACCCAGACCAACCCUCACUUCUACGUCACCAGCUCAGUCUCCGUGUCCAAGCUGCUGAAGCUGCGACAGGCCCUGAACAGCUCCGCUGACGGCAAGUACAAGCUGUCUGUCAACGACUUCCUCAUCAAGGCCAUGGCCAUCGCUUCCAAGCGAGUCCCCGCUGCCAACUCUAGCUGGCGCGGUGAUGUUAUCCGCCAGUUCUCUACCGUCGACGUCUCCGUCGCCGUCUCUACCCCCACCGGCCUCAUCACCCCUAUUGUCACCGGCGUUGAGGGCCGUGGCCUCGAGUCCAUCUCCAACAAGGUCAAGGAGCUCGCCAAGAAGGCUCGUGACGGCAAGCUCAAGCCCGAGGAGUACCAGGGCGGCACCAUCUCCAUCUCCAACAUGGGCAUGAACGACGCCGUCAACCACUUCACUGCCGUCAUCAACCCUCCCCAGGCCGCUAUCCUGGCUGUCGGCACCACCCGAAAGGUCGCUGUUCCCGCCACCAACGAGGACGGCGAAACUACCGUCGAGUGGGACGACCAGAUCACCUUCACUGGCAGCUUCGACCACAAGGUCGUUGACGGUGCUGUCGGCGCUGAGUGGAUGCGCGAGCUCAAGAAGGUCCUCGAGAACCCCCUGGAACUCCUUCUGUAAAUUGGAAGAGAGGUAAAACAAAACAGGAGAAAUGAUACACAGGGAUUUCUUGACCCUCCACAAAACUUUCUCUAUGGGCAGAAGGCGGCGUCUGGGAUGGGUUACAUAUUAGACUGGGAGCUGAAGGAAGAGAAAGGAUCCAAAAAAAUUUAUAUAAACGUAAAAGAUAAAGCGGCAAUGGAUCUGUUUAAUCUUCAUGAGAGAGAGGGGAAGAAGAGAUGAAGCGGCAAGUGUCUUUUUUUUAAUGGGCAAAGUUUUUUCACCUUUUGCCGUUGCGAAAGACGACGACGAUGAUGGGAGGGCUUUUUCAAAGCACGCCUUGUAUAAAAAAAAAUAAGAACGUCCCUUGACUAAUACUGCAUUUUGGGUGAGGGGAGGGAAAAGGGGAAGCAAGGGGAGGUGGAUUUUGCCAGCUUUGUAUACGUUUCUCUUUUUUAUUUCUUGUUUCUUCUCCCCUUACCUGCAAUACAGAAUAUAUUUUUUUACAUCUUUAACUACCUAGAACUCUCUUCUCAAAAUUCACUUUGUGGACCCUUCUUUGGAUUCAUUUUGUAG